UUUCCCCGCUUGGCGUCCGGUGGGCGCCGCGGCGGUUCGGGAGGGAUUUCGGGAUCAGGGCCCAGGCGGGCGCGGGAGAGAUGUCGGGGCUGCUGCACACCACGCUCAGCGGGCUCAACAGCGACUCCUACUGCGAGAUCAGCCAGUACCGCGACCAGCACUUCCGGGGUAGCAGGCAGCUGCAAGAAAAAUCCCUGAAGAUCUCCUCUACGCUGUAUGUUGGCAACCUGUCCUUCUACACCACCGAGGAGCAGAUCCAGGAGCUCUUCUCCAAGUGUGGAGACGUCAAGAGGAUUGUUAUGGGGCUGGACAAGAUUAAGAAAACCCCCUGUGGCUUCUGCUUUGUCGAGUACUACACCAGAGCAGACGCCGAGCACGCCAUGCGGUUCAUUAAUGGCACGCGGCUGGAUGACCGGAUCAUCCGGACUGACUGGGAUGCAGGGUUUAAGGAGGGGAGACAGUAUGGAAGAGGGAAAACUGGAGGCCAGGUGCGAGACGAGUACCGGACAGACUACGACGUGGGAAGAGGUGGCUUUGGCAAGAUCAUUCAGAUGCAGAAGGCAAAUCAUCAGCCUGCCAUCUAUUAAUUGCCUCGUGGGUCCUAGCUCAUAGAGGGCUCUGUCCUUCCAGAGCUAGCCCUGUUCUUGCAUUUUGGAUUGGGGUAGGGAGUGAGAUCCAAGUUCCAGCAGAAGUGACCCUCCUUAGACUGUGGAUAUACAUGUAUUCAUUCCCCCUUCCUUCUGGGCUAGAGAAGAUGUUCUGUGCUGAUACAGGGCAACAAAGAGAAAAAAAAAUGGACGUCUCUGCAGGAUUCUGGGUAAGAAGAAGUGCAGCAUGUCACACACAGCUUGUGCUCUGACAUUCUUCAGGGGGCUCCCUCCAGCUGUGGUUGCUCUCAAAUGGACCUUCUUAAAAGCUUAGCACCACCGGAGCCCUCCAAGUGCCUGGGCACCUUGUGGGGAUGCACAAGAGAUUCAGGUUUUUAAUUUACAACCUCAUCUGCUCACAAAGCAGUAUCACUGUUUGGAUGAGAGAAGUGGAACAAGGUCUUAUCAUCCACUUGGAGGUGCUUGUCUGCACAUCUAGCCCUUGGGUUGGUCAGGGCCUUCAGAGCAUUUUUCUUCAUGAUGCCCCCAGUGCUGCCUGGCUUUUCAGAUCCUCACUGUUCAGCGUGAUUUUGUUAAAAGUGUCUUACAAUUUUUUUAAUAAACAGUUGUAUUUGGUCUGGC
Molecule: messenger RNA, 1229 nt
Organism: Apus apus (common swift)
Lineage: Eukaryota; Metazoa; Chordata; Aves; Apodiformes; Apodidae
Product: nuclear cap-binding protein subunit 2
Exons: 4
Coding region: 81-587 (168 amino acids)
Biological process (GO): mRNA cis splicing, via spliceosome
Cellular component (GO): nuclear cap binding complex
Molecular function (GO): RNA cap binding
Source: RefSeq, a predicted model, not a curated record